CUGUUCACAGUGAAUAAUAUGUCUAUGGGCUAUCGAAAUCGUUUAAUUCAUCUUAAACUUUUACCUUUGAUGAUGUAACUAGAAAUUGCUGACAUAAUCUUUUUCAUCAAGUCUGUAAGGUACCCAUCGGACCACUUUAACAUCUUUGAUUUUGUGCAGUUCAGUGCUCAUCAUACUCGAUCAAGCUCCAAUUUUAAGCUUAAGCACACAGUAUCCACGAACUACAACGAAAAAAUAUUUUACUUCAAUCGUAUAUAUACCUCGACUAUGGUCCCUCGUCUGGAUAUUAGUCUUCCUCUCUCUUCUAUCAAAUUUCACAAUUACUUGUUGCUUGCGUUAUGUUACAUCUUUACUGUUACUUGUCCUACCAAUCCUCUCUCAUGCCAUUAACAUAAUUAAUAUUCUACCAACCUUCUUCGAGUUGCACGGUGUGGUUUGAUCUAGCUAAACUAUUCAGUUUAUUAUUCUUCCCCAUAGGAUGGGGACGACUCCUCUCUUCAUUGCCAGUCAAAAUGGACACAGUGAAGUGGUGAAUAUCCUACUGAGGAAUGGAGCUGGUGUGGAUAGAGCUAGGAACGAUGGGACGACUCCUCUCUUCAUUGCCAGUCAAAAUGGACACAGUGAAGUGGUGAAUAUCCUACUGAGGAAUGGAGCUGGUGUGGAUAGAGCUAUGAACACUGGGUCGACACCUCUAUAUAUGGCAUGUCAAGAAGGACAAAUUGAUGUGGUGAAUAUCCUGCUAGCAAAUGGAGCAGAUGUGAACCUAACUGGAUUCCAGGGAAGGAGACCCAUUGAUGCUGCCAGACUCCAAGGACACUCUGAUAUUGUCCGUCUACUGGAGAAGAGAGGACAUUAGUCACUUUACUUAUACAUGUAGCUAGCUACUAUAUAGGUAAGAGGAAUUUUUGGCUGAUCUCAGUGU
Messenger RNA from Geodia barretti, 922 nucleotides. The record is from the annotation of a GenBank genome assembly. NCBI's taxonomy places the organism in Eukaryota, Metazoa, Porifera, Demospongiae, Tetractinellida, Geodiidae.